Messenger RNA from Mytilinidion resinicola, 549 nucleotides. RefSeq lists its product as uncharacterized. The transcript has a single exon. The coding region runs from base 1 to 549 and encodes 182 amino acids. Lineage: Eukaryota; Fungi; Ascomycota; Dothideomycetes; Mytilinidiales; Mytilinidiaceae. The record is from RefSeq and is a predicted model, not a curated record.
AUGAGUCAACUUGCGAUUUGGCACUUGCACUGCACGAUCCGCCGCCACGAUCGCCGCCACGAUCGCCAUCCGCCCGCUUGCACGAUCCGCCUGUUUGCACGAUCCGCCUCCUCGCACGAUCCGCCUCCUCGCACGAUCCGCCUCCAUGAUCACCUCCACGAUCGCCUCCUCGCACGAUCCAUUCGCUUACACGAUCCGCCUCCUCGCACGAUCCGCCCGCUUGCACGAUCCGCCUGCCUGAAAGAUUCCACCUGCUCGCACGAUCCGCCUCCGGAUCGUCUCCACGAUCGCCUCUUCGCACGAUCCAUCCGCUUGCACGAUUCGUCCGCUUGCACGAUCCGCCCGUUUGCACGAUCCGCCUCCGAUCGCCUCCUCGCACGAUCCAUCCGCUUCCACGAUUCGCCCGCUUGCACGAUUCGCCUGCCUGCACGAUCCGCCUGCUCGCACGAUCCUUGCGCACUUGGCGCCUUUUGGUCACCGUCAUCAUUACUACCUAUCAUAUUUUGGGGGCAUCCCAGAGAGACGUUCAUCUUGGGAUGCCCUUACUAA